UAGACAGGAGAGAAAAAGCCUGCUGCUGUCAAAUCCCUGAGCAACCAGUCUGAUGGUUUCCCAGUCCUCUUGUCCAGCUGUCUCUCAUGCAGUGUCCAGUGUCAGUGUGAGAGAUGACGGACAGAUACAGUGAGAUCGGUUUUGUACAGCAAAUACUCGGGUUGAAUUUAGUGCCCAGGAAAAAUGGCACACACCGUGGAAACGACACAUCUCUCAGCGACUUCUCAGAGAUGUGGUAUGGAGUGUUUCUGUGGGCAGCGGUUUCUUCCCUGGUCUUCCACCUGCCUGCAGCUCUCCUCUCCCUUGCCACGCUGCGUCAGCACAAGAUGGCCCGAUUAAUGCCCAUUGCCAUCCUCCUCAUGGGCAUCGUGGGACCAGUGUGUGGGGGAGUUCUCACCAGUGCAGCCAUCGCAGGCGUUUACAAGGCGGCAGGGAAGAGGAUGAUCUCUUUGGAGGCUCUUGUUUUUGGGGUCGGACAGUCCUUUUGUGUCCUCAUAAUCUCCUUCCUCAGGGUCCUCGCCACCCUUUAGCAUAGCUGAGGCUUGUCUGGGUUGACCUGAUGCUGCUGGAUCACUCUCACACCACCUGCACCCAAAUUUCACAUGGUACAUUACUGCAUCCCGGCAAAUCCUGGGCCACAUGUGUACCAACCAGAUGUGGGUCGUGAUGUCACUUCCUGCUGAUGGAGCAGGAACAGAACAGAUUUUAGUCUACUAUGAAGAAAUAAGCAGCAGGUGUUGUACAGCACUAAGCCUUCUAAUUAGCUGUCGAGAAAUCUAUAUGAUGUCCCUGUAAGACAGCUAAAAACUCUAUUCACAUCACACGGCAGGUAUACACUACACAACAGCAAAGACAGUUUAUUUAAAAAUGACAAAUAAUCAUUACACACUUAAUUAAAAUGGAUGCAGUUUUUCCUGUGUAAUGUCGAGGCAACAUGAUGUUGUUCUGCAGUAGUAUGCCGGUGACAUUAACCUCUUAGGUUCUGUGUUUGUGUUUUUUUAUAGUUGUAAGGACCAAUUUGAGACUUGGACCUAAGUAGUGAGGACAUUUAGUUUUAGGGUUAUGACUGAGGUUCAGUUAGCAUUAGGAUGAGCUCUGGCGAAGCUUUGGAGUUAGAGAUGUAGUUUAGGUGAUUGAGGCCAGGAUCUGCAUAAUGUCAAUAAGUGUCCUCACAGAGACAGAGGUACAAGCACACAUGUCUAAUUUGAAGGUUUAAAUGUGCACAUGUUCUUUUAUUAGGGAUCAAUAUGAUAGUGGGACGCACAUUGAUUAUAUACAUUUGAUUUGUGCUGAGGGAUGCUGUUGUUAAAGAUGGGUGAACAAGUGCAACUUUGUUGCUAUUUAGAAUUCAUAACUUCUUCCAACUGGAUUUUUAUUCUCAGGCCAGCCCCAUGAUUCUUUGUGAUGUCCAAAGUGAUGGCAUGCUGCUAAAUUUUUGUUUCCUUAUUUACGACAGCUGACAUUUUCAAUUCAGUUGCACUGUUAAUGUGCUAAUGUACACUGUACAUGAUAUGAUAAACAUUGUUUUUCGUUGUAUACUGUGAAACCAGCUGCAGCCUCUAUAUAUGAAUGUUGGACUCCAUGCAGUAACUGGAUAACAGUCAUUUUAGCAGAUGCUCUUUUGAUACAGGAAGAGGAUGGUUUUAUGCAAGAUCCUGGCUUUUCCGUUGAGGCCUUAAUUUCUAUUUUCUAAUAUCCAAAGUGGUGUUUUCUCUUCAAGGCUGUCUUUCUUUCUAACCAUUUCUACUGCUACCCUUUUGUUAUUCCUCCACAUUUUUGUUUAGAACAAUUCAAGUUGGACUGCCUGUCUUCUCUAGGUUUUAAAUCAGCAAUUCAAAUUAACUGCCACCUGUAAUAAGUUAUGACACCGUUGAAAAUUUUAACUUGUGAUCACACAGAGAGAGAAUGUCUUCAUAGUUUCUCAGCUCAACUUCUUAGUUUGUCGGUUUCUGUUUAGAGUGAAUUGAUUACAGACUGUUGUCAGUUUUUCUGACAAACCCAAUCACGACCUAGAUCUUUUCCAAUCUCUUUGAAUGAUAUGUAUUUUGUUUGUUCGUUUUAUUCCCAAGUCUUUGUAGACGUUCAAUCUUUUUGACCAAAUACAGAUUGCUCAUAUAAGUGUUAAUAUGAUGUUUCGAUGAUGGUGUUAAGUGUGUUGCCCUGUACAUCAGUCACAACAUUCCAACCAGUUAGUGGUUUGAAUGCUGACAGGUCCCAUAUACAGUCUAUGUGCAUGCCGUCAGGUUUUAUUGUAUUUUUAUUGGCUAAUUGAGUCCCACAGCUAUUUUUUUCUUGUGGAAGCGGACAUGCGUUUUGACAUCAACUUCACACAUGUUCAACUUUCAUAUACAUCCAAAUUAUUCUUUGUUAAAAGUGAUGCAAGUAAUGACUUGACCUGCUAAAUUAGCUGACACCACUUACAGGACUGUAUUUAAUGUUGAGCACAAGUCUCCUCUCCACAUGAUUUGUCUUUGGUUUGGAAUUAAUAUUUAACUUUAGUAACUUUGUUUUUAUUUAACUAAUAUUAAACCAAUAUGCAGUUAAUGGAAUUAAGACACUCAAGCUACCACACGGUGAACUUGGAGCAGUUUCCAGCUUCAUCUAGUCAACAAUAAUUUUUUUUUGCAUAAAUGGAACAGAAACAAGACAGCUGUUAAAAAACCAGUUAGAAUUUGUGGAGCUAAGAUGGAGUAAUAGAGACUGGACAUGAUCAGAAACCUCCACUUCUCUACCAUUGAUGAACUUGAACAGCUGUACACCAGCCAUGCUGCAUCAAUCAUUAAAACCAGUUGGCUUAAAGUUAGUGGACCAGUUGUUCAGAAUGCCUUUGAACAAGGGUUAGGAGCCUUUUAACUUAUGCAAUGGUAUAGAAAGCAGAUAGCAGGCAUCAUCAUCAUCUCCUCAAAGAAGUUUUUAAACCCCUGAAACCAAAGAUUGCUUUAAUUCUUCCCAUUGUACAUCACUAGCUACUCUUCAGUCGAGUAGUUUACUUCCAUAUGAACAGUUAGCAUCCUGAUGCAUGUAAAUAUGCAGCAAAUCAAUCUGAAGCUAGAAUGCAGAAGUUUCUGAUUUAAGUUCAAGUAAAAUAUCUUCAUCUGAUUAUCUAAAAAUGGGAAAUUGCCAUAAUUAGAGAAUGAGUAGACAUUGAUUACAGCACAGUUGGAUUGUUAAGAGCAGGUUACUGACGUUGAGUACAAUUAGGACCAACAUGGGACAGGAGUAUUUCUAGACAGUGACCAUGAUAACCAUUAUUUGACUUUAGGGAAAUAAAUCAUAUUUCUCUAAUCUUAUUUCAUUUACAAUUUUUCAUAGGUUGUCUUCACAUUAUGCACCAAGAUGAGAUAAUUCCCUUCCGCACCAAACUGUAAUUUCUUAAAAUGUCGCUUCAUUGAGACUGAUUUUAUCAACAACGGAGGAAACUCAGCUCAUCUCAAUGUAUGUUCUGUAUAUGCACAAUCCCCUGAGAUAAGAAAAAUUAAACCAUUUUUGGUACUACAAAGACUUGAUGGAGUGGAAAAUCAAAUCAGUUAAUUGAAAUGUGUGGCUGAUGCAGGAAGAAAUGGAUGGUUGUGUUAAUCCCAUGGCCUUGCUUUUUAUGAUGUACAUUUUGGAGAAUUUAAUUUUUAUGGUUGUGUAAUUAAGGUCCUUGAGACCUGGAGUUAUCUUUGGUUCUGUUUCUGCAUCUAACACUGUGACCUUAAUAAAUUCAGUCUGGAUAUUUUCA
This is a messenger RNA of Platichthys flesus (European flounder), 3724 nucleotides long. It is a transcript of the gene tmem170a, whose product is annotated as transmembrane protein 170A. Bases 114 to 530 code for a protein of 138 amino acids. Gene Ontology annotation, cellular component: endoplasmic reticulum membrane. The transcript has 3 exons. NCBI's taxonomy places the organism in Eukaryota, Metazoa, Chordata, Actinopteri, Pleuronectiformes, Pleuronectidae. Gene Ontology annotation, biological process: endoplasmic reticulum tubular network organization. The record is from RefSeq and is a predicted model, not a curated record.